ACCUCAGAGGUAUUAAAGACAAAGCUCACCAUGAAGCUGUUUUUGGCUCUGGUGGCAUUCUUUGUGUCUCUCGUCAGAGGUCAGGUGCCUCAUUGGGGUCCGUGUCCAGAACCGGAUGUUCAACCUGCCUUCAACCUCAAACAGUUCAUGGGAAGGUGGUUUGAAAUUGCCAGACUGCCAACACAGUUUGAGAGGGGCCACUGCAUCGAGACCAAUUUCACCUUUAGGACAGACAAAUCCAUCCGAGUGGUCAGCUCAGAAAUACUGAAAGGGGAGGUGAGGAAAAUUGAAGGAACCGGCGUCAUCGAGGAUAUGAAGCAUCCCGCCAAGCUGGGAAUAAGCUACUCUUACGUGCUGCCAUUUGCCCCUUACUGGAUCCUGUCCACCGACUACGUGAACACAGCCCUGGUGUACUCCUGCACGGACAUUCUGCGUCUUUUCCACUUGGACUUUGCUUGGAUCCUGAGCCGUACACGCACCCUACCUCAGUCGACCAUUGACAGCGCCAUGCAGACCUUCGCCAACAACAACAUCGACGUGAUCCGCAUGAUCAACAGCAAUCAACAGGGCUGUGACAAAGAAGCCCCGUGGAGUGAUGACCAGCUACUGUAAUACUUUUGGUUUUAAUGGCACUUAAUUCGGUCGGAAGUAGUGGAUUCAAUAUGGUCUAAUGUAAAAGCAUGCGUCUACGUAUAUAACUGCUUUGACAACAAAAAACUAUAACAACUGAUGAUACAAAUUAUAAUAACAGUUUUACAUUAUUGCUUCGACUUAAUAUCAUGUACAACUCAUCAACUUGUCACAUGCUUAUGGCGUCAAGCAGACACAAAGCUGGCAAUUAAAUCAAAUAAAACCUUUAAAUUCAAUUCAUGUGAGCUCUCUUGUUAACUAUUCCUUAUGAAACAGUAAAGAAAAAUACAAAACAUUUUUUAAAAAGUG
Molecule: messenger RNA, 939 nt
Organism: Corythoichthys intestinalis (scribbled pipefish)
Lineage: Eukaryota; Metazoa; Chordata; Actinopteri; Syngnathiformes; Syngnathidae
Product: apolipoprotein D-like
Exons: 5
Coding region: 31-612 (193 amino acids)
Biological process (GO): response to reactive oxygen species; tissue regeneration; lipid metabolic process
Cellular component (GO): cytoplasm
Molecular function (GO): lipid binding
Source: RefSeq, a predicted model, not a curated record